This is a messenger RNA of Rangifer tarandus platyrhynchus (Svalbard reindeer), 171 nucleotides long. NCBI's taxonomy places the organism in Eukaryota, Metazoa, Chordata, Mammalia, Artiodactyla, Cervidae. The record is from the annotation of a GenBank genome assembly.
AUGGCGGACGUGUCCGAGAGGACGCUGCAGUUAUCUGUACUGGUGGCUUUCGCCUCCGGAGUGCUCGUGGGCUGGCAGGCAAACCGGCUGCGGCGGCGCUACCUGGACUGGAGGAAGAAGAGGCUGCAAGACAAGCUGGCGGCGAUGCAGAAGAAGCUGGAUCUGGCCUGA